Schistosoma turkestanicum is the source of this 1631-nucleotide messenger RNA. The record is from the annotation of a GenBank genome assembly. Lineage: Eukaryota; Metazoa; Platyhelminthes; Trematoda; Strigeidida; Schistosomatidae.
UGAUAGUAUUGAAUAUUGGAUAUCUGGAGUAGCGCUAGUUCGCAUCAGGAGUUACGUUCCAAGAGUUAGACAUUUCAUGGAAUCAACUGAAACAGAACCUAAAAAGUCAAAUAAACCUAAAGAUACGCGCUUCCAUCAGCAACGUCUUAAGUCAUGGAGACCAAUUUUAACUGCUAGAAAUGCGUUCCCAAUAUUUCUUGCUAUUGGUUUAUUAUCCAUACCAGUGGGUAUAGUGUUGCUUACAUUCUCCAAUAGCGUUUUAGAAGUGGUUAUAGAGUAUACUCAUUGUGAAGACACCAUACGCCACACUCGAUGUUCUGAGUUGGUUAGGCUUCCAGAUUUCUAUAGGACAUACAAUAUAUGUUCAUGUAAAGUUGAUUUCGAACUUAAGGAAGAUUUCAAGGGUCAAGUCUAUUUUUACUAUGGCCUGUCAAACUUCUUCCAAAAUCAUCGCCGGUAUGUCAUAUCUAAGGAUGAUUAUCAGUUGCAUGGUUCAGUGGAAACUCCAAAACCAAGUUGUGAACCGUACCGAUUUGAUCCCAAUGGUAAAGUCUAUGCUCCAUGUGGAGCUAUUGCAAUGAGUUUAUUUAAUGACUCCUUUACUCUAAAGUAUCUUGGAAAAAGCUCCGAGCCUCUCGCUAAACCACUACAAGUUCCAAUGACCAAUAAGGGGAUCGCUUGGCGGACUGAUGUUGAAGAGAAGUUUGGAAAACCUCCGGCUGAUUCAUGGGCAAAUACAGUUAAGCCAGUAAGUUGGAAAAAGUCAGCACUUGAGCGCUCAUCUGGGGCAUAUAGUGAAGAUGAAGAGUUAUUAGUAUGGAUGCGCGUUGCAGCACUACCAACAUUUCGUAAAUUACAUCGUCUUGUCACUCAUGUGGGCGCUUUUUCAAAUGGUCUACCAGCCGGUCUUUAUAGCGUCGAUAUUGACUACUCUUAUCCUGUUACUCAGUUUGGUGGAACUAAACGAAUUAUCCUGUCUACAAUGAGUUGGUUAGGUGGCCGAAACCCGACAUUAGGAAUAGCCUACAUUGUUGUCGGCAGCGUGGGUCUUGUUUUAGGUCUUAUAUUUUUCUUUCUCCACUUCCAUACAAUCAGGAGUCGAUAGUCCAGUGUUCAUAAAAAUUGGAUGACUUUUAUGGAUUAUGAUUAGUAUUUUUACGAAAACUUGUUAAUUGUUCCAGUGAUCUUUUUUGAAGUCCUUUUUUAGAAUAUUUUUUUAUUUCUGAUGCCCAUUCCUUUAAAAACUAACUUAUAAAUUUGAACAGCAGUUUUUCCUGUGAUAUUUUCAAGAUUUCUGCUAUAAUAUACUGAUAUUGUGUAAAUUUCCACUGGCUUAUUUAGUCAGAUAAUUUGUUACAGGACAGCUAUACAUCUAACUAGUGACUUCGGUUAUUAAACUUUGGUUUAACUGCUCCUCAGCUUUUACCUCUCAGUUGGACGUUGAAUGCUUCAAAUUUUUUCGGUCCAUAUUGUUUAGUUAUGGUUCACUACAUAAUCACUCUUCAAAUAGCAUUCAGUGAGAUGAGUUUGGGCAAGCCCAGUUUAGUACAUGUUCCAACCACCUCAGUCGAUAAAAAUUUAAUGUUUUUUCAAUUCAUUUACCUUUAAAUAUAAGUAUCACUUGCAGUCUA